Molecule: messenger RNA, 1269 nt
Organism: Didymodactylos carnosus
Lineage: Eukaryota; Metazoa; Rotifera; Eurotatoria; Philodinida; Philodinidae
Source: the annotation of a GenBank genome assembly
AUGUCUCCAAAUCAACAACAGCAACAACAGCAACAACAACAACAACAUCCAAAUAAUAAUUAUGAUAUUGUUUUAGAAUUAUUUAUUAAUGAUACGUUAACAUUAGUUUUUACAACAAAUUUAACGAGUAUUGCAACAACACUCGUUGGUGGUUCAGAAAUAAUACCAUCAAUAACAAUAUUUUAUUAUAAAAACAUUCUAUUAACAUUAAUAAUGUUAAUAAUGACAUUUAUGACUGUUUGUGGAAAUUUGUUAGUUAUAAUAGCAUUUGUUAGUGAUGCCUCAAUUCGUACAUAUUCAAAUUAUUUUAUAUUAAAUUUAUCUAUAACUGAUUUAUUAGUUGGUAUCAUAUGUAUACCAUUAUAUGCUCCAAAAUUUAUAUCCGGUCAAUGGUAUUUUGGUUAUCAUUUAUGUAAAUUAUGGCUUGUUUUUGAUUAUGUUGUGGGUAGUGCAAGUACACUAUGUAUUGUUGUUAUUAGUUUUGAUCGAUAUCAAAUGGUAUCAAGAGGUUUAAAAUAUAUUUCUGAAAGAAGUGUACGUCGUGCAUUAAUAUUUGUUUUUGGAACAUGGAUUGUUGCAUCAUUAAAUUAUGGUCCAGCUAUUAUAUUUUGGGAUUUAUUUUCAUCAACAAAAUUUAAUCAUCAUGAAUGUGAUGCACCAUUUGCACAUAGUUUUCCAUAUUUAGUAACAACAGCAUUUGUUGAAUUUUUUGUACCAUUUUUUAGUUUAACAACUUUAAAUUUAAUGGUUUAUUUAAAUAUUCGUCAACGAUCACGUGGAUUAAUUAGAACAUCGACAACAUUAGGAUUAUCAAAAAAACAUCAAAAAGAUAAUAAGAAUAAUGAUUUAAAUCAUAUUCAAAUAUCAAAUGGUCAUAUGAAUAAAACGAAUCAUAUUUUAUUACAACCUACAACUACUGCUACUACAAUUCAUCUUUUACCAUCAAGAACAACAUAUUCAAAAUCAUCAUCAACUUCAGCUAAUUUAGCACGUGAUAAAAAAGCUGCAAGAAGUUUAUUUAUUCUUGUUUUUGCAUUUGUGAUAUGUUGGUGUCCAUAUACAUUAUUAACAUUAAUUCGUGCACUAUGUAAACAACCAACAAAAUGUAUAUCAAAUACAUUAUAUGAAUUUACAUUUUGGUUAUUAUGGUUAAAUUCAACAAUUAAUCCGUUGUUAUAUUCAUUUCUACAUGUUAAAUUUCGAAAAGCAUUCUAUCGUAUUCUAUGUCCUUAUUCUAUUCGAUCUUCACGAAGUGUAAGAAAUAAAUAG